AGAGGGGUGGGGACCUGGGGUGGGCUGCUCCCUCCUGCUCUGCCCCAUUCCACAGCCUGCAGAAAGCAGACUCUAGACAACUGAGUCACUCCCCUUUUUGAAGGGGGAGGAGGAAGAGGUGGUGAAGGAGGAGGGGGAAUAAAGGUAACUAGCCCCAGUCUGCUUCCCCAGAGCAACUGGAGGAGGGCCUGGCAGCUCUGCAGCGACUUCUGGCCCACUCCUGAACCAUGCCCCCCUGUCUCUUCCAGCUCAGCCCCAGGCGAGGAAUUGAUGCCUUGAGCUGAGAGCUCAAACUUGUGUGACUUUUCUUCUUCCCAACAACUGAAUCAUGUCAUGUGCUCAGAGGAGCUGGCUGGCAAACUUCUCCAUUGUGGCUCAACUCCUUCACUGGGGUGUCUUUUGCCAUGAGCGACAGCCCCAGCCAGGCCCGGUGGGCUUCCUGGACAGGAGGCAAGAGCAAUUUAUCAAGACCCUGCCAGAAUACCUUGUAGUGGGCCCUGUUCAAGUAGAUGCCAGUGGACAUUUUCUAUCAUAUAAUUUGCACCAUACCAUCUCCAGCAGCAGAAGGAAGAGAGAUGUGGAUGGCUCAGAGGACCGGGUAUACUACAGAAUUUCACACGAGGACAUGGACCUGUUUUUUAACUUGACAGUUAACCAGGAGUUCCUUUCCAAGAACUAUAUUGUCGAGCGGCGGUAUGGGAACCUCUCCCAUGUUAAGAUCGUGGCUUCCUCAAUACCCCCUUGCCAUCUCUGGGGUUCAGUUCUGCAACAGGGAGACAGGAUUGGCUCUGCAACCCUCAGCUCCUGCCAUGGACUGACUGGAUUUUUCCAUCUACCACAUGGAGACUUUUUCAUUGAGCCUGUCAGAAAUCAUCUACCAGUGGAGGGAGGCUACCACCCACACAUCAUUUACAAAAGGCAGAGGCUGAACACUCCCCAGAUGAAGGAACCAACCUGUGGAUUAAAGGAUAAUCUUGCCACAUCCCAGAAGCAAGAGCUACAGCAAGAAAAGUGGAAGAAGAAUAAUUUGCCAAGUAGAAGUCUCUCUCGGCGUUCUAUCAGCAAAGAGAGAUGGGUGGAGACACUAGUGGUGGCUGACAGGAAGAUGAUUGAGUACCAUGGGAGUGAAAACGUGGAAUCCUAUAUCCUCACCAUCAUGAAUAUGGUCACUGGACUAUUCCAUAACCCCAGUAUUGGUAAUGCAGUUCACAUUGUGGUAGUUCGACUCAUUCUACUUGAAGAAGACGAGCAAGGAUUGAAAAUAGUUCACCAUGCAGAGAAGACACUGUCCAGCUUCUGUAAGUGGCAGAAGAGCAUCAAUCCCAAGAGUGACCUCAACCCUGCCCAUCAUGAUGUGGCUGUCCUUAUCACCAGGAAAGACAUCUGUGCUGGUGUCAAUCGUCCCUGCGAAACCCUGGGCCUAUCUCACCUAUCAGGAAUGUGCCAGCCUCACCGGAGCUGUAACAUCAACGAGGAUUCAGGACUCCCUCUGGCAUUCACCAUUGCGCAUGAGGUGGGACACAGCUUUGGCAUUCAGCAUGAUGGGAAAGAGAAUGAUUGUGAGCCUGUGGGCCGGCACCCCUUCAUCAUGUCCCGCCAGCUCCAGUAUACCCCCACCCCGCUGACAUGGUCCAAGUGCAGCAAGGAGUACAUUACCCGCUUCUUGGACCGAGGCUUGGGAUUUUGUCUUGAUGACAUUCCCAAAAAGAAAGGCCUGAGGUCCAAGGUCAUUGCUCCUGGAGUGAUCUAUGAUGUUCACCACCAAUGCCAGCUGCAGUAUGGCCCCAAUGCUACCUUCUGCCAGGAAGUAGAAAAUGUUUGCCAGACCUUGUGGUGCUCAGUCAAAGGCUUUUGUCGCUCUAAGCUGGAUGCUGCUGCAGAUGGGACACAGUGUGGUGAGAAGAAGUGGUGCAUGGCUGGCAAGUGUAUCACAGUGGGGAAGAAACCAGAGAGCAUUCCUGGAGGCUGGGGCCAGUGGUCACCCUGGUCCCACUGUUCCAGGACCUGUGGGGCUGGAGCCCAGAGCGCAGAGAGGCUCUGCAACAGCCCAGAACCAAAGUUUGGAGGGAAGUACUGUACUGGAGAAAGAAAACGCUAUCGAUUGUGCAAUGUCCACCCCUGCCGACCAGAUACACCCUCAUUUCGACAAAUUCAAUGCAGUGAGUUUGACACUGUUCCAUACAAGAAUGAAUUCUACCGCUGGUUUCCAGUUUUCAGUCCAGCACAUCCUUGUGAGCUCUACUGCCGACCCAUUGAUGGACAGUUUUCUGAGAAAAUGCUGGAUGCUGUCAUUGAUGGUACCCCUUGCUUCGAAGGUGGCAACAGCAGAAAUGUCUGUAUUAAUGGCAUAUGUAAGAUAGUUGGUUGUGACUAUGAGAUUGACUCCAGCGCCACAGAGGACCGCUGUGGCGUGUGCCUUGGAGAUGGCUCUAUGUGUCAGACUGUGAAGAAGAUGUUUAAACAGAAAGAAGGAUCUGGCUAUGUUGAUAUUGGGCUAAUUCCAAAAGGAGCAAGGGACAUAAGGGUCAUGGAGGUUGAGGAAGCUGGAAACUUUCUGGCAAUCAGGAGUGAAGACCCUGAAAAAUAUUAUCUCAAUGGAGGAUUUAUUAUCCAGUGGAAUGGGAACUACAAGCUUGCAGGUACCAUCUUUCAGUAUGACAGGAAAGGAGACCUGGAAAAACUGAUGGCCACAGGUCCCACUAAUGAGUCAGUGUGGAUUCAGCUUCUUUUCCAGGUGACUAACCCUGGCAUCAAGUAUGAGUACACCAUCAGGAAGGACGGCUUUGAUGCAGAGCAGUUGGUGUACUUCUGGCAAUAUGGCCCCUGGACAGAGUGCAGUGUAACAUGUGGGACAGGUAUCCGCCGCCAGACUGCCCACUGCAUCAAGAAGGGCAACGGGAUGGUGAAAGCUACUUUCUGUGACCCAGAAACACAGCCCAAUGGGAGACAGAAGAAAUGCUAUGAAAAGGAUUGCCCACCCAGGUGGUGGGCAGGGGAAUGGACAGCCUGUUCCAUGACGUGUGGACCCCAUGGAGAACAGAAGCGAACCGUUCUAUGCAUCCAGACCAUGGGCUUUGAUGAGCAGGCCCUCCCAGCUAUAGACUGUCAACACCUGCUGAAGCCCAAGACCCUCAUUUCCUGUAACAGAGACAUCUUGUGUCCAUCAGACUGGACGGUGGGCAACUGGAGUGAGUGUUCUGUUUCCUGUGGUGGUGGAGUGCGGAUUCGCAAUGUCACAUGUGCCAAGAACCACAAUGAGCCUUGUGAUGUGACAAGGAAACCCAAUAGCCGAGCGUUAUGUGGCCUGCAGCAAUGCCCAUCCAGCUGGAGAGUUCUGAAACCCAAUAGAAAUCCACUUUUCAAUGGAAAAAAGCCAUCUACACCUAAACAAGACCCCAUCACGCCCAUCCCUCCCACCACAUCCAGUCCCAGAAUUCUCACCACGACCAUGGCCUUAGAUCCUGUGCAAGCAAGUGCUCUGACCACUGACAGCCCUAUUUCUACCUCAGCUUCUAGAGGAGACCUGGAUGAGAAGCAGUGGCACAGUAGUUCAACCCCAACUGAACUGGACAUUUCCACUGGAAGUACUUCCCAACCUUCCCUCACUACAUGGUCUUUGAGUCCCCAGCCUAAUAAAAAGAAUGUUUCUAUUUUGGAUACUAGCCUUACCUCAGAGAGAAAUCUUGUAGCCACAACCAUGAGAGGUUCCGAUUUGUUGUCUUCCCACACUCUGAUGUGGCAGGUGACUCCAUUUCACAGUACAUUGACCAAAAAGCCAGACAUGGAGAUUCAUAGUGGUUCAGGGGAUGACAGGGAAUUGCCUGAGGGUGAAACUGAAGGCAACUCUGUAACAUGGACUAAAAUCAGAGUACCUGCUAAUGAUGAUUCAGUAGAAAGUACAGAAGUGCCACUUGAACCUCCACCAACUCCUUAUCUCAAAGGGGGAUCCUUGUGGUCAUCCUUCAGCACAGUCAUGGAAGGACUUCUACCCAGCCAAAGGCCUAUCGUUCUCAAAAAUGGUACCCCCAGAGCUGAGGGGAUGGUCAUGGACAAGCCAACUAAUACUCCACUCCAUCCAGAAGAGGACCACAGGGUAGCAUCCUCAGAAAAGUCAGGAAAUCAUAACCCCUCAGAACUUCCAAGCAACAUGAAUCCAACACAGAGUUCAGGACCAGUCCUGACCAAGGAAGAUGCAACAGGUCUGAUUGCUGAAGGUUUUUUGCUGAACACCUCCAAUUACAAACAGCUCUCUAUGGACCACAGCCCUCCCCACUGGGUUGUUGGAAACUGGAGUAAGUGCUCCACCACAUGUGGGAUGGGGGCCUACUGGAGGAGCGUAGUGUGCAGCACUCGUGUGGACUCCGACUGCAAGGCCCUUCAGCGUCCUGACGUGACCAAGAGAUGCCAUCUCCAUCCCUGUGCUAGCUGGAAAGUGGGCAACUGGAGCAAGUGUUCCAGGUCCUGCGGAGGUGGAGUUCAGGAGAGAGCGGUGACUUGUCCCAAAGGUCUUUGUGACUGGACAAAAAAACCUGUGCCCUUUGCACCAUGUAAUGGACACCCUUGCUGCCACUGGACUACUGGGAACUGGGACCUGUGCACUACCUCCUGUGGGGGAGGCCUUCAGAAGAGGACUGUCCACUGUGUCUCCUCAGAUGAUAGUAAAACAGAAGACCAAGACAGAUGCUCCUGUGAUCAUGUACCCAGACCCCCUGAACUUCAGAAAUGCAACCAGCAGGCCUGCAGGAAGGGUGCUGAUGGCCUUUGCACCAAGGACAAGUUAUCAGUUGGUUUUUGCCAGACACUGAAAGCCAUGAAGAAAUGUUCUGUACCCACCGUGAGGGUUCAAUGCUGCCUCUCCUGUUUCCAGACACACAGCAUCCCUACCCAAAAGCCAAGAAGACGGCAAUUGCUCAACACCACCAAAGCACUUUAAGUCCAGAAGGAUGCCAGCUUCCACCAUAAACUACAGCAUCCUUCUGGUCAAGACACUGAGGUUCUGCUCUUUGUGUUCUGGAUCCAACUAUGGGUCAUAGCAAAGUAAAAUUCACUGUGUUCCUUUAGCCACAAAACAUCCCUCACAGGAUACAUGAGGUUGUGCUACCCUGCUCCCUGAUAGGAAGGAGAAAACUUAGAAGAACUGGGCAUGAGGUCCUGGGAAUGAUUCCAAAUCAGGCAAGACUGUGAAAUGUAUAUCUUUUUCCCCCUUAAAAGAUGCAGACAAAGAGAAUAAACUUUCCCAGACUACGUCAAGAGUAUCAGGAAACAGUCAUACUCAUAGUGUUAAUUUACCUUGGGGAAAACGUUCCUUUUUUUCCCCUGCCUCUUUGGGCAACUCCUAUUUUAAAUGUCAUGGGAAAACUUCAGGAAUAUUUUUUUAAUAUUUUCAGGCAGAGGUUGGUUGUCAUUACCCAGUUUCAGUAAGGGGAGGGAGUGACAGGAAAUUAAUUUGCUGGCUGGAGCCCUCAGUCUGUCCCUAUAGAUGCCAUGUCAGAGCUUCCUACUUGGAGACACAAGAAAGAAAGAGCAAAUACAAGAAUUCUAAUUCUAAGUCAACCAAAAGAACUCAAGUAGUAUAGUUGGAAGACAUGCCCUGACAUCUUGAGAAGUUUCUAUGUAAAUAGUCUUUAAGAAGCAAAUGACUCAAAUUCAAUUUCUUGCUGCUGUCAGAAAGGGAAUGAGAACCUUAAUUCUCCUUAUUCUUGACAAAUGCCUAUAACUUUGUAGAAGAACAUUCUUCCGGUUAGCAUCUUCCAUGUCUGUACUACCCACUUGGAUGGGGCCAUUGUCCCUGAGGAACGACUGCUCCAACAGGGUCCUGCCUAUAGCUCCAACUGGGAAAGAUGGAGCUCUAGAUUAAAGUGUGUCAAAGAACUGGGUAAAUGCACAAAGAACUUUUAUUUUAGAGGAUAAAACUUCUCAAAAUGAGGUAGAGGAUACCUACUUACAGUGCACCCAGUAGUCUACAUUUGAGAGUCUGCUUUCCAGCAACAGUCAAGUAG
Messenger RNA from Erinaceus europaeus (western European hedgehog), 5999 nucleotides. RefSeq names its product ADAM metallopeptidase with thrombospondin type 1 motif 12 (gene ADAMTS12). Lineage: Eukaryota; Metazoa; Chordata; Mammalia; Eulipotyphla; Erinaceidae. Gene Ontology annotation, biological process: extracellular matrix organization; proteolysis. Gene Ontology annotation, molecular function: metalloendopeptidase activity. The transcript is spliced from 23 exons. Bases 329 to 4933 code for a protein of 1534 amino acids. Gene Ontology annotation, cellular component: extracellular matrix. The record is from RefSeq and is a predicted model, not a curated record.